Messenger RNA from Stylonychia lemnae, 1122 nucleotides. The record is from the annotation of a GenBank genome assembly. Lineage: Eukaryota; Ciliophora; Spirotrichea; Sporadotrichida; Oxytrichidae.
AUGGAUAAAUUUUUCAAAAGGGGCGGCGCAGAAGCUUCUAAACAGAAAACUCCAGGAGCAUAAUCAGCCAGCACUAACUAGGACAAGGAAAUGAAGGAUCUUACCUAGACUAAUGCUACUCCAUAGAAACCAAAGUUUACUCCUUGGGUCGAGAAAUAUCGUCCAUCUAAAGUUGAGGAGGUAUCUCAUUAAGUUGAAGUUGUAUCAGCAUUAAGAAACAGUAUCCUUACUGGUUAAGUCCCUCAUUUGAUGUUUUAUGGGCCUCCAGGUACUGGUAAGACCUCAACUAUCCUUGCCCUCUCUAAGGAAUUAUUCGGGCCAGAUUUCUUUAAGUAAAGAGUUAUUGAGCUUAAUGCCUCUGAUGAGAGAGGAAUCGCAGUUGUCAGAGAAAAAGUUAAGAAGUUCGCUUAGAAAAAGAUUGCUAAGCAUCCAGAUUCAUCAUUCCCAUGUCCUCCAAUCUAGAUAGUAAUUUUAGAUGAAGCAGACUCAAUGACUAUUGAUGCUUAAGCAGCUCUUAGAAGAAUCAUUGAGCAGUACUCAAGUAACACUAGAUUCUGUAUUAUUUGCAACUACAUCUCAAAGAUCAUUGACCCAUUGGCUUCAAGAUGCGUUAAAUUUAGAUUCUCACCCAUUGGCAAAGAAGCUUAGAUUGAAAGACUUAGAAUGAUUUGUGAUAGAGAAGGAGUAAAUGUAGCAUCUGAUGAUGUUCUAGCUUCUCUUGUUGAUAUUUCUGCAGGUGAUUUGAGAAGAAGCAUUAAUACUCUUCAAACUGCAAGUACUUUCAAGCUAUAAAGCUUACAAGUAAAAGAUAUUGCUAAUAUAAGUGGUAUUGUUCCAGAGGAAACUAUAAAAAAGGUUGAAAAGGUAUUGACUACAACAGAGGGCUUCGGUGAUGUUUAAUCCUUAACUCAAGAAUUAGUAUUAGAUGGAUUUGAUGUACAAUAGUUAAUGUAUCAAAUUCUAGAGACCUUUAUUGCUAACGAAAAAAUUCCAGAUCUUGUAAAGGCGAAAAUAAGUGAAGUUAUAGCUGAAGCUGAUACCAAAGUACUCUAAGGUGGAGAUGAAGAGCUAAACUUGCUGUACACUCUAAGUACAAUGUCCAAGAUUAUAAGAGGAUAAUGA